Dipodomys spectabilis (banner-tailed kangaroo rat) is the source of this 1243-nucleotide messenger RNA. It is a transcript of the gene Ogfod2, whose product is annotated as 2-oxoglutarate and iron dependent oxygenase domain containing 2. Bases 24 to 1145 code for a protein of 373 amino acids. Gene Ontology annotation, molecular function: oxidoreductase activity, acting on paired donors, with incorporation or reduction of molecular oxygen; L-ascorbic acid binding; iron ion binding. The transcript is spliced from 7 exons. The record is from RefSeq and is a predicted model, not a curated record. NCBI's taxonomy places the organism in Eukaryota, Metazoa, Chordata, Mammalia, Rodentia, Heteromyidae.
GCGCCGCCGCGCCGCGCCGCCCCAUGGCGACGCCGGGCGCCCCGCGCCGCUUCUGCCGCUGCGCCUGCUUCUGCUCCGAGAACCUGUACGUGGCGCGCUACGGGCUGCACCUGCGCUUCCGGAGCGAGCAGCAGCUGCGCCGGGACUACGGCGCGCUGUCCGAGGAGGAGAAACCGAGGUUCCGAGGCGUUCGCGCAGUCACGCUGCCGUCUUUCUGCUCCCAGAUCCUGCGCAGCCGGGGUUGUGUCAGCUCCCGGGACUUCCAGCGGCUCCGGGAAGAGCUUGAACAGGAGGUAGAGCGUCGGAGGCAGUUGGGGCAGAAGUCAGCUGCCAGGAGAGCCCUCAUUGCAAGCUCCUACCACCCAGCACGGCCUGAGAUCUACAGCUCACUGCAGGAUGCAGCUCUGGCCCCUGAGUUUCUGGCUGCAAGUGAAUACAGCGCAUCACCAGGCGCAGACCUCAAGGGCCUUCUUCAGCGGCUGGAGACAGUGUCUGAGGAGAAGCGCAUCUACCGAGUGCCCGUGUUCACAGCAUCCUUCUGCCAGGCCCUGCUGGAGGAACUGGAGCACUUCGAGCAGUCAGACAUGCCCAAGGGGAGGCCUAACACCAUGAACAACUAUGGGAUGCUGAUGAGUGAACUAGGUCUGGACGAGCCACUGGUGACGCCACUUCGAGAGCGCUUCCUGCAGCCGCUGAUGGCCCUGCUGUUCCCAGAGUAUGGCGGGGGCUGUCUGGACAGUCACCGUGCCUUCGUGGUCAAAUAUGCACUUGGCCAGGACCUGGAGCUGGGCUGCCACUACGAUAAUGCCGAGCUUACCCUCAACGUGGCCCUGGGCAAGGCCUUCACAGGGGGCGCCCUGUACUUUGGGGGUCUCUUCCAGGCACCUACAGGACUGACGCAACCCCUGGAGGUGGAGCACGUUGUGGGCCAGGGUGUGUUGCAUCGGGGUGCUCAGCUCCAUGGCGCCCGGCCCCUGAGGACUGGUGAACGCUGGAACCUGGUCGUCUGGCUUCGAGCCUCUGCCGUGCGCAACCACCUCUGCCCCAUGUGCUGCCAGAAGCCUGAUCUGGUGGACGAUGAGGGCUUUGGCGAUGGUUUCACUCGGGAUGAGCCCCCCACGGUGGAUGUGUGCGCGCUGACCUGAGCCUGUGCACCAAGAGGUGGUGGCGGAGUGUCAGGGCAAGCGAGGGCUCUGCCUUCUUGAGAGAAAUAAACGGAAGGCACAGGCCGCUUGGGUCAGAA